Molecule: messenger RNA, 1976 nt
Organism: Drosophila miranda
Lineage: Eukaryota; Metazoa; Arthropoda; Insecta; Diptera; Drosophilidae
Product: polyadenylate-binding protein 2
Exons: 6
Coding region: 380-1057 (225 amino acids)
Molecular function (GO): RNA binding
Source: RefSeq, a predicted model, not a curated record
ACGAGCAACCCUAGCAACGAGGCCGAACGAAUAUAAUUUCGGUGGCAAAAUUUUCGUGUGUUCUUUUUGAAAAUAAUAACAAAUUGCGCAUUUUAAAACUGAGGGAAAUGGUAGUUUAGCCUGUUAACUAACAUAGCAGCACAUCCAACAAGAAUCGUUCCUCGGCAAUCUACAAAUAAUAUUUUGUACAGUGCGUGCGUCGAAUAGACUGGGCAGCGGCCAUUUUGAGCAAAGGCAAAACGUCAGCACCCUUUGUACAAUUUUCCUACUGAGCUACGAUAAAUACCGCACUUUAGAAGCCGCCGAGAGCUUUUACGCUUAGAGUGAAAAGCUUGCUGAACGUAAACAAAACCAAAAACCACUCACAAAAAUUAGCAAAAUGGCUGAUGAAGAUAUCUCAUUGAACGAGGACCAGCUCUUGGAGUCGAUGGAAGAGACCAAUGGCGAGCAGGAGACUGAAAUUGUGACAGAGACUGAGGAGGAAGGCAGUAUGCAAAUCGACCCCGAGCUAGAGGCCAUCAAGGCCCGUGUCAAAGAGAUGGAGGAGGAGGCAGAAAAAAUAAAGCAAAUGCAGUCUGAAGUGGACAAACAAAUGGCCGGUGGAUCCACAACCGGUCUUGCUGCAGUGCCGCUUUCCCUCGAGGAGAAGCAGGAGAUCGACACGAGGUCCGUCUAUGUGGGGAAUGUGGACUACGGAGCAUCUGCGGAGGAGCUCGAAGCACAUUUUCAUGGAUGCGGCACCAUCAACCGUGUCACAAUCCUGUGUAACAAAGCUGACGGCCAUCCCAAGGGCUUUGCCUACAUUGAGUUUGGCUCAAAGGAGUUCGUUGAGACGGCCCUGGCCAUGAACGAAACCCUGUUCAGAGGUCGACAGAUCAAGGUCAUGUCAAAGCGCACAAACCGCCCAGGCCUUUCCACCACAAACCGCUUUGCCCGCGGCAGCUUCCGAGGGCGAGGAGCUCGUGCCUCAAGGGCCUGCUGCCACUCCACCUUCCGAGGCGCACGUCGAGCAAUAAGGGGUUACCGCGGCCGUGCCAAUUACUAUGCUCCCUACUGAUAAUUGUUAAAUAGAACCCACUAGUAAGAUUUUUUUACCAAUUUAUUUCAAAAAACAUUAUUUUAUUGCCAAACUUCUUUGCAAAAUAGAAAACAAAUAUAGAAAAGAAAAGAAAAGAGAAAACAACCCAAACAAGAGAAAAUGCCAGAAAAAAAUUAAUAAGAAUUGUUUUAAUAAUAAUUUAAAAAAAGAACAGCGGCAAGCAAAUAUAUUUACAAAACAGGCGAAAAAGAAGAAAACAAAAUCUACAAAAAAAAAUCAACAUGGACUUGGCUAUAAUGUUUUUUGAAGCACCCAACACCAAACACCCCUCUUUUCAUAUAUUUUUAUUUUCAAAUAAAAAAUCAAAAACCGAACGAAAAUAAAAAUCCAGAUAAUCCAAACAAAAAAAGCAUACAACUCGAGAGAAGUGGAGAAAAUAUAUAUAAAAGAGAACCACAAGCGAAAAGAAAAGAAGUUAAAAGAUGGCAAAAACUCGAGUAAAAGAAGGAUGAAAAAAUUAAAAUGCAAUAGACUAAAAGACGACAAAAUACUUGGAAAAUAAAUAAAAUGAAAACCACAAAAUAGAUAAAAGAGAAAAAUAAUAAUGAAAUUACCGGUCUUACGUUUAUAUAUUCGAAAAAAAAUAUAUAGAGUAAAGAAAAGAAAAUAUUGCAUUUUUCUGUCAAGAAGAAGAAACAAGAUGACAAAUAUAAACGAAUUAAACAAGCAAGCGUUCACGCCUUUCCUUUGGGCGGGACAAAUUUGGGAAAUAAAACCCUGCUCCUCCAUCAGCCAGCCAGACAGCCAUCCAGCUAGAAGAAGGAGCAGCAGCAGCAGUAGCUGUGCCGCAGCCAGACCAGUCAGCAGCAAUAUCAAACAAAUAAAUUAUUCAAAACAUGUUAAAGAAAAGAAUAAAGGAUACUUCAUUUUCAUUUAA